AUGAUGCAAGAAGCCCACCAUCUUAAGACUACUAUUAAACAGAUGGAAGCCUCACUCGACGGGGUUGGGAGAGGUAGCCGGGAAUAUGAGGAUAUUGAAAUUACAUAUCCCUUGAACAGGUGUCUUGAAGCUCUCAAGGAAAAGCACAAUUCGGUCAGUAAGCUGCACCGCGAGAGAUUCGAGCAGGUAAAGAAGCUCGUGGAAGCCCUAGUAUCCUACUCAUCGCAUCUCGAGUCAUCCUUCGUUUCUCUGGAACUUCCACCCAUUGAGCCUGGUGCUGUGGCUCCUCCAUCAUUUGACCUUUCCCCUACCUAUGUUAAAGCACUUGAUGCCGAAUUUACCAGAGUAUACGAGGAGUACAACCGCCGUGUUGCAACAAUGAGCAGCCUGGGGCAAGAAAUAGUGAAUCUAUGGGCCGAACUCGGUACACCCCAAGCCCAAACGGAGCCCCUGAUCGUCAAACAUUACCGAGACUCUCCAGAACAAUUAGGCCUUCACCAAUCAGAUAUUGCCAACCUUCGUUCACGGCGCGAGAAACUUUUGGACGAGAAGAAUGCUAGAGAACGCAAAUUGAAGGAGCUCAAAGCGGCGGUAGAGGCCCUUUGGGACAAACUAGGGGUCGAGGAGUCAGAAAGAAAAGGAUUCCUUGCUUCCAAUCGUGGGUGUGGACUGAGAGCUAUAAACGAGUUCGAGGAAGAGCUCUCCAGGCUUAACGAGCUCAAAAGACAAAAUUUACACCUCUUUGUGGAAGAUGCUCGGUGUCGGUUGCAGGAACUAUGGGACAGCUUAUACUACUCGGAAGAGGAAAUGCUGGACUUCACUCCAGCGUUUUCGGACGUUUACAGCGACGCUCUACUAUCCGCCCACGAAGGAGAAAUCGCACGUCUUGAGGCUCUUUUGGAGGAAAGGGCACCGAUUCUUCAACUUAUUGAUAAGCACAAAUCACUGAUUGAAGACCGUGAUUCUCUUAAUGCUUCUAGCCAAGAUGCUUCUAGGUUGAUGGCCCGUGGUAACAAAGGAGAGAGACGUGAUCCUACACGGCUUCUUAGGGAAGAGAAAAUGCGGAAGAGAAUUGCAAAGGAGCUGCCAAAGGUUGAGCUAGAGCUCAGGAAGACUCUACAGCAGUGGGAAGAUGAAUACGGCAGACCAUUCCUGGUACAUGGUGAACGAUAUCUGGAUGAAGUUACACCUGCACCUCCACCAUCGAAACUCCCUCCACGGUCUAAAACUCCUUCAUCUUUCUCCACUGCUUCUAGGGCAAACUCUGUUCGAGGACCUCCAUCAAUACGUGGAGGAGCUCCGCCAAAACCAACUAUCGCCCCUCCAUCACGGGCGAAGACACCAAGCAGCCAUGGUUCCGUGAGAAACAUACCCAGGCCUUACUCUGCAGCCGCUGGAACCUUUUCAAAGUCACCUUCGAAGAUACCUGCUCGUGUUCCACUAGGUAACCUACCUCAUGGGAACAACUCUCCAGAAAGGCGAGAGCAGCCAACUCAUACCUACUCAUCAAGCACAGUCAGGGGCAAUAUGGGACCCCCUAGAGCACCGCCACCAAAGAUGAGAGAUCUAUUCCAACCACCAAGACCACAAACAUCUUUCUCUUCUUAUAAGACCGACCCAGAGCGCUGCCCAAGCUUGAUUUCGGGUAGCUCCAGCGGUAAUGUAACAUCUCUUAGCCCGGAUGAGGACUCGCAUGAGAGGAAACAUCACCAGCGUUCACGCACACAACCUUCAGUCCCGUUGCAAGCCCCGAGCGUAAACUGCUCAGUUCAGUCACUACACUCCUCCAACGUCCAAGACAGUGGGCACUACCAAUCUCAGCAAUCAUCAUUCGUUAGCCAGUCAAGUGACAAGCAGUAUCGGCCACAAAAUCCCUCCAACAGACAGAUUUCAAAUUCAACCAUACAAACGGUAACGUCAGGAUCAGAGAACUGGGAAACGUAUGACGAUGCAUCUGAACCCGAAGCAGAUGCAACUGAGGUCUAUUAUGCCAAACUACGAGCCACCCAUGGCAAACGCAUGGGAACACCUGGUGAUCUAGGAGGUACAAAGAAAAUAAGGGGCAUCCGGGGCGUGAGCUCAGAUGAGACAGAAAAUCACUACCCACACCGAGUUGACGGCAGUGAUGGAUGGACUGAUGACUUGGAACAGUAUUAA
Trichophyton benhamiae CBS 112371 is the source of this 2157-nucleotide messenger RNA. RefSeq lists its product as uncharacterized. The coding region runs from base 1 to 2157 and encodes 718 amino acids. NCBI's taxonomy places the organism in Eukaryota, Fungi, Ascomycota, Eurotiomycetes, Onygenales, Arthrodermataceae. Gene Ontology annotation, molecular function: microtubule binding. The transcript is spliced from 2 exons. Gene Ontology annotation, cellular component: cytoplasm; spindle; mitotic spindle midzone. The record is from RefSeq and is a predicted model, not a curated record. Gene Ontology annotation, biological process: mitotic spindle midzone assembly; microtubule cytoskeleton organization.